UUCCCGUGGGGCGGGCGGCGGGGCGGGGAGGCCGAAAUGGCGGUGGAUAAGGAGCUGCUGGAGAUGGACCUGUACGGGCUGCUGGGGGUCGGCGAGAAGGCCUCGGAGAAGGAGGUGAAGAAGGCGUUCCGGCAGAAGGCUCUGACGUGUCACCCAGACAAGAACCCAGACAAACCCCGAGCAGCUGAAAUCUUCCACCAGCUGUCCCAGGCCUUGGCCGUGCUGACCGAUGCCACAGCCAGGGCAGCCUAUGACAGAGUGAGGAGGGCAAGGCAGCAAGCUGCAGAGAGGACACAGAAACUUGAUGAGAAGAGAAAGAAAGUGAAGCUUGAUCUUGAAGCCAGAGAACGAGAAGCCCAGACCCAGGAGAGUGAAGAGGAGGAGACCAAGAUAACGAGAACAUUAGAACAAGAAAUCAUCCGCCUGUGGGAGGAAGGCUCCCGGCAGCUGGAGGAGCAGCAGAGACUCAUCCAGGAGCAGAUCCGCCUGGAAAGAGAGCAGCAGAUCCCAGGCAAACAAGAAAGAAACGGAGCAGAAGGCAAAGUAACUCCCAAGCUCAAGCUGAGAUGGAAAUGCAGGAAGGAAGAUGAGACCAGAGGAGGAUACUCAGAAGAUGUUCUGCUGAGGAUCCUACAAAAGUAUGGUGAGGUGCUCAACUUGUUGAUCUCCAGUAGGAAGACUGGGAGUGCAGUGGUGGAGUUUGCAACAGUUAAAGCUGCUGAGAUGGCUGUGAAGAAUGAAGUUGGGUUGAUAAAUAAUCCCCUGAAGAUUUCCUGGCUGGAGGGGCAGCCCCAGCACAGCCCCAGCACAGCCCCUCCUGACAGCACCAGUCAGCCCAGGACUUCACAGGGAUCCGUGGUCUCGGAGCGGGAUUACGAGAGCCUGGUGAUGAUGAGGAUGAGGCAGGCAGCAGAGAGGCAGCAGCUGAUCCAGCAGCUCCAGAGGGAGGAUGAGGAGGAGUCUCACACCUAGCAGGAGCCAGGACAGCUUCCCCACUCCAGCCCAUCAUCCUUCGUUUCCAGAGCUGCUUCUUAAGUCAAUAAACAUCCUUUGUUUUUUAA
Calypte anna (Anna's hummingbird) is the source of this 1061-nucleotide messenger RNA. It is a transcript of the gene DNAJC17, whose product is annotated as DnaJ heat shock protein family (Hsp40) member C17. The record is from RefSeq and is a predicted model, not a curated record. NCBI's taxonomy places the organism in Eukaryota, Metazoa, Chordata, Aves, Apodiformes, Trochilidae. The coding region runs from base 37 to 972 and encodes 311 amino acids. Gene Ontology annotation, biological process: spliceosomal complex disassembly. Gene Ontology annotation, molecular function: RNA binding. The transcript has 11 exons. Gene Ontology annotation, cellular component: spliceosomal complex.